AAAAAUCAAAUUUAAACACUGAAAAGCGGAACCCUGCCUAGACUACGCUCGUUUGUAGUGCGCGGUCCAACUUCCGUUCUCGCCGUCGCCGCACAGAGCGUCACAGCCACCGUCAAAUCUCGCCGCCAGUCAGAUUGACCUGAGGAUGGAAUACGUGAGCCCAGAAGGACUUCGCCUGGAUGGUCGCCGGCCCAUGGAGAUGCGACAAAUUCGUGCAGAAAUUGGUGCUGUAUCCAAAGCAGAUGGUUCUGCCAUGUUUGAGAUGGGUAAUACAAAAGUUAUUGCUGCUGUUUAUGGCCCUAGAGAGGUGCAAAAUAGGAGCCAAAUAAGCAACCAUGCUCUGGUUCGGUGUGAGUACAGCAUGGCUAAUUUUAGCACUGGAGAUCGGAUGAGGAAAUCAAAGGGUGACAGGAGAUCAACUGAAAUUUCUCUGGUUAUUCGGCAAACCAUGGAAGCAUCUAUAUUGACACAUCUAUUGCCUCGAUCUCAGAUAGAUAUAUAUGUCCAAGUUCUCCAAGCAGAUGGAGGAACUAGAUCUGCUUGUAUAAAUGCUGCAACUUUGGCCCUUGCCGAUGCUGGGAUCCCUAUGCGUGAUCUUGUAACGUCCUGUAGUGCCGGAUACCUUAACAGCACAAGUCUGCUUGAUUUGAACUAUGUAGAAGACAGUGCUGGAGGUCCUGAUGUAACCCUAGGCAUUCUGCCAAAGUUGGAUAAAGUGACACUGCUUCAGAUGGAUUCUAAACUACCAAUUGACAUUUUGGAAAAUGUUAUGCAACUGGCAAUUGAAGGCUGCAAAGCAAUAGCAAACUACAUUCGAGAAAUUUUGCUGGAAAACACAAAGCAACUGGAGUAUCGACGAGGUGUAUAGUUUUUAUAGCAGAAAUGAUGUUUCCUCUGUGCUUCCAUUUAUUGUUGAUUUAUGCUAGCGCAUGAUGCUUUGAUUAUUAUUACCUAUGGUCAUAUUUUUCCAGAUUUGUGGGUCCGUUCUUUCAGCAUUUGUGCUUUUUUUUUUUUUUCAUUAUGGAGGAGAAUUCUCUUGUAUUUACGUGAAACAAUUUUGUUUUUAGCAUACAGUGCUGAAUAAAACGGAAAUUUGUUGUAGAA
Vigna radiata var. radiata (mung bean) is the source of this 1104-nucleotide messenger RNA. RefSeq names its product exosome complex component RRP41 homolog. Bases 146 to 868 code for a protein of 240 amino acids. Gene Ontology annotation, cellular component: nucleolus; nuclear exosome (RNase complex); cytoplasmic exosome (RNase complex). The record is from RefSeq and is a predicted model, not a curated record. The transcript is spliced from 12 exons. Gene Ontology annotation, biological process: poly(A)-dependent snoRNA 3'-end processing; rRNA catabolic process; U4 snRNA 3'-end processing. Lineage: Eukaryota; Viridiplantae; Streptophyta; Magnoliopsida; Fabales; Fabaceae.